This is a messenger RNA of Ambispora leptoticha, 3374 nucleotides long. The record is from the annotation of a GenBank genome assembly. NCBI's taxonomy places the organism in Eukaryota, Fungi, Glomeromycota, Glomeromycetes, Archaeosporales, Ambisporaceae.
ACAUGGACGCAAUGGACGUGGACUACUCACUGGAUAUAGCGGAUUUCGCUGCUAAAUACUGUCGGGACCAUCGAGAAGCAACUGGCACGGACAUCAGAGCAGCACACGAAAAAUAUAAAGACUUCUACGUCAAAUACCUUCGCGACCACCCCGGAGCGACCACGGACUGCUAUGCAGAAUAUAUUGAAACACUUGGUGGAAAGAAGUCUGAUGCGCUGCCAUAUACACCAAGAUUAGGGGGCCUCGGUGGUACUAAUUACAACUCCAAACGGAUUGAAGAAGGACGUGUCAACGCAUAUGAGGGUAUCGAUAUCAAUAAUCCUGAUAUCUGUUCUCGUGAAGAGACGCUUCGGAGGCUGGUUGAAACUCUCCAUAACGAAGGUGUUCUGCUUGUGCAAUCGCCGCCCAUGGCUGGCAAGACUUCGCUGGCCCAAUUGUUAGAACAAUAUCUUCUUCGAGACAAUACUAUACGUGUUUUUCGUAUUUCACUUUUAUGGUUGAGAAGAAUCUCUGGUGGACCUUGGACAUUUGAAGAACGAUUUAAGGAACUUAUGAAUGGCACUACUUGGGAUCAAUUUGUGGAUGAGUGCAGGUUCAUUACAACAUUCCUUAUUGUCGAUGAGGUGCAGUUACUUUAUUCCAAAGGAGUUGGCGAGCCUUCACAUAAUGGCGGUGAUGUCUUUUGGAAUGUAUUCAAGGACUGCCAGCAGUAUGCUAACCUCUGCAUAGUUGCCUUCGCUGUGUACGGUUACCGAGAUGCCUGGGAUGGCUCGGCUCCCGGUGGCACAAUGGACGUGUCUCCAAUUACCAUCCACCCUCAAAAUACAUGGAGUUUGGAAGAGGUGCGCUUCACUGAUGAAGAAUAUCACGACUACGUCUCACGCUUCUGUGAGAAGUAUCUUAACAUGAAUGAUGAUGAUGCUUCAUGUCUUCAGCAAUACGUGUACAAUACGACAGAGCGCCAUCCAGGACUAGUCGCAUUCUUCAUGGGCAGUAUUAGAAAUCAUUUCACCCAGCAACUGAGAUACACAAGAGAGGACGAGAAACUGACAUGGAGCAACGUUUUCAAGUAUUUGAAGUCAUAUAAUUUCUGGACUACAGUAAUAGAUGGUGCUCGUGCAUACACAAAACUCAAGCAUCUAAGUGAUGAUGAGAAAUUGCUUUGUGAUAAUGUGUUUCGAUCUUCCGUUCAUAUCAGGGACGUCACAAGUGAAUCAAAGCGUUUGAUCAAAACAAACAUGCUUGUCGAAAAAAAUGGAAGACUCGAGUUUGCUGCACCUUACUUGUGUAUACUUUACAUGCAGGAGCGCUGGGGAUCUACCAACAGGGCGAUGGAAGCUCCCGAUGAUUUAAAAAGCUUUCUAAUUGAUACCUUCACUGUUAUGGACCCCAAGACAAUACAGAAAUCAUUUGGUGUCGGCAAAGACAACCGGCUUCUAGAACGCACUUGGCAGAUGGAAUUCUACCGGGCUGCCACUCAAGUCCUCCCUAAUACUGUCUAUAUUUCUCCUGACGUUGGAGCGGAUUUCGGUUCGCGCGGAUUUGUAGACUUCUAUGUGGAUGACGACCGAAACUGGGUGAUCGAGUUACUAAGAGAUGGGGAAAGGGCGAAAGAGCAUGAGAAGCGUUUCGAAGUAGAUGGUAUUUAUGCUAAAAUCCUGGCGAGUUCCAAGGAAUCAGUAAUAAUUGAUAUUCGAAAUCCUGACCUUUGCGACAGUCCUCCAGCGAAGAGUGGUGGUAAGUGGAUGAAUGUAUAUUGCAAGAAAGAAUGGGAAUCAGUAAUAAUGGAGUAUAGAGGUACGAAACAGGAAAUUAGACUUAUUGGAGGGAAUGCUCGGGAAAAGACUAUGAUUUAUCCGUAUAUGGAAAAUUAUAAUUAUAAUGGUUCUACCGAAUUUGAAGAAGCAAUACGUUUCUUGGAGAUAGGCUGCAACUAUGGUUGUUCAAAAAAGAUUUCGAGAGAAAAGUUUGCCGAAUUACGUGAAGCGUUUCAAGCUCUCUCUAGAUCUGAGCAAGAUAUAUUUGUAAUGGCUCAGCUGAAAGCAAUGAAUGAUCGCAAUACGCCGGUUUGUCAGAAAACGUAUCUUAAUAUGUUAGGAAUUGGUCGCACGCACUUCGAAAAUACUAAAAUAACCAUUGAUAUAACUGUUGCUACCGCCGUGAAGAAUUUUCUCGAAAAUUAUGCUGAAAUUCAUGGAUUACCAAGUCCUGGUAGAAAUGUAAAUCGAAUUACUCAAUCGCAUACACUAUUGCCAUCCGAAACGAGUUAUAAAUCGGUCUAUCGCAAUUUUAUCGCAGGUCUCGAAAACGAUAGCACAUUGAAAUUGUUAAAAUACGACGCGUUCCGCAAGCUAUGGCACCAAUUAACGCCUUAUAUUCAAAUCAUGAACCCAAGAACGGAUUUAUGUGACACGUGCCAACAUUUUCGGAAUGGCUUACAGUAUAAUGCUCGUAAGGAGGAAGAAGCAAGAGACUUACUAAAAAAAUUCAAAGAACAUCUAGUUAAAGCUAAAUUAGAAAGGAAUUAUUACAACAAAAAUACGAAAUUAGCAGAACAACAGAGAAAAUUGGUAGAUGAGCACUUUAUAACAAGAGGUAAAGCUGAUUAUUGUAGCGUAAGUAAAAUUUAUCAUCUUAGUCCGCGUAAAGUGCAUUUAUUUGGUAUUCAAGAUGAAGCAGUACGCGAACAAAUUAAUUAUGUUCUCGAUGAAGACGAAAUUAUCGGCAAAGACCCCAAUGGCACACUGAGCCUGGUAUUCGAUGGAAUAAAGAAAUUGAAUAAAGUAAUUUGCGGUUGUUACGAAAGCGUUGAAUUGAAUUUUAUGAUACCUGGACACACUAAAUUCAAGUGCGAUGGUAGUUUUGGAUUGAUUAAAAGGCUCUAUAGAAAAACAACAGUAGAUUGUGUGGAUCAUAUUGUUAAAUUUGUGGAAAAAUCAAGUACAGCGGGAUUAAACAAAGCUCAGCGUUAUGACAACGGAAAAGCUUUUCAAUAUUUAGAUCUCAAUUCUGUGUUGGGGAUUUUCUUUAAGAAACUGAGUGGUUUACAAAAAUAUCAGCAUUUUCUAUUUGAAGCAGCUAAUCCUGGAGUUUUCAAAGCUCAACUGGUCGCUAAUGGUUCUUUUACUGAAUUUAAUUUAUUGAAAACGAAAAAAGCAAGCAUUUCCGAAAUUACCAAAGAAAUUAAAUCGUUUUCCAUAUUAGUACUAAACCCUCCUCCUUUGGAUUACAAAAGACAAGAAUAUCUUUAUCACAAUAUUCGUCCAUUUGUCAGAGAUGAAUUUAAAGACAUUACUUGUCCAAAGCCUAUACAAAAAAAUGAAAAAGAGCAACUUAAAAGCUUAAUUUCUGAGCAUGAUAUUAUGCUUACUUCA